Spodoptera frugiperda (fall armyworm) is the source of this 759-nucleotide messenger RNA. RefSeq names its product cuticle protein 19. The coding region runs from base 1 to 573 and encodes 190 amino acids. The record is from RefSeq and is a predicted model, not a curated record. Lineage: Eukaryota; Metazoa; Arthropoda; Insecta; Lepidoptera; Noctuidae. The transcript is spliced from 5 exons. Gene Ontology annotation, cellular component: extracellular matrix.
AUGCCGUUGGUGUUGCUGGUGAACGGUUGGUUGUUAGCGAGUGGGACGCCUGUGGCCAUGUUGCAGCACGCCACGUCUUCGCAGAGCAUUGUGUUCCAUCAGCUUCAGGCGGCACCAGUCGCACCAGUCACCGCACCAACUCCCAUUGUUCCAAGUAGCAGUGCUAGUCAUGCAAAGUAUGAAUACAAGUAUGAAGUGUCAGAUCAUCAGACGGGUGACAGAAAGAGUCACUGGGAGAGUCGGGACGGUGACAAGGUGCGAGGAGUGUAUACGUUGUACGAACCUGAUGGAGCCCUGCGGACUGUCGAGUAUACUGCUGAUGCUGUGCACGGGUUUAAUGCAGUAGUGAGGAGGAAUGAACCGAACAAUCAUUCACAUCUCAGUACUGGGUACAAACAUGAGUCUCCAACUUCUACUCAUGACACUUACGAUGAACCCAGUCCAGGGUACACUUCCGAAAGGGGCAUAUUCUCUGGCCAAGGCAAUACACCAAGACGUCCCGCGAAAUCGAAUUCUUAUAACUCGGGAGUUGAUUUCAGCGUCGUACAUGGACAUUCGGAUAAAUCUUAUUAACUUGUCACUGACCAUUGUUUGAUUUAUUGAACCAAGUGUCAUCUUUUCUUACUGACCAUUAUUUGAAGAGUAAUCGAACCAAGGGUUCUUUUAUCUUUGAGUUUACUGAAAUGUUAGACCUAAGAUUAAUCAAGCUCGCAUUUGUUGUCUUUUUUAUAUUUUUGUAAGUUAUAAGUAUUUUAUUUA